AUGUCCGCCUACGGCACGCCCGCGGGCGACACCGGGUUCCGCAAGACGCGGGACCUGGACGAGUACGCCCAGCGCGCCAAGGAGCGCGAGCAGGCGGAGCGCGAGGAGGCCAAGGCGCGGUACGAGGCCAAGCUGGCCGGCAAGAAGUACUACAAGCCGCUCGACGGCACCGAGUCGCUGACGUCGGCGCGCGCCGCGACGCUCGACCUCUCGGCGCAGGUCGGCAAGGUGCAGCUCGUGCCCGCGGGCGCGGGCGUGGGCAAGCGCGGGCGCGGCGCGGGCUUCUACUGCGAGGCCUGCGACCUGACCUUCAAGGACAACCUGCAGUGGGUCGAGCACCAGAACAGCAUGCAGCACCUGCGCGCCGUGGGCCAGACGGGCGAGGUGCGCCGCGCCACGCUCGCCGAGGUCGAGGCGCGCAUCGACGCGGCGUGGGAGCGCGUGCGGGCCGCGCGCGAGGACAGGACGGUCGACCUCGCCGAGCGGCUGCGGAUCCGGGCCCAGGAGGAGGACAAGGAGCGCGAGGCGCGCAGGGAGAAGAGGCGGGAGCUGGCGGAGCGCAAGCGCGCCGAGAAGGAGAAGGCGGCCAAGGUGGACUACGGCGAGGACGUGAGGAUAGAGGGCGAGCACGACGAGGACGACAUGAUGGCCAUGAUGGGCAUCAGCGGGUUUGGCUCGACGAAGAAGAAAUGA
Molecule: messenger RNA, 693 nt
Organism: Thyridium curvatum
Lineage: Eukaryota; Fungi; Ascomycota; Sordariomycetes; Thyridiales; Thyridiaceae
Exons: 1
Coding region: 1-693 (230 amino acids)
Biological process (GO): mRNA splicing, via spliceosome
Cellular component (GO): spliceosomal complex; U4/U6 x U5 tri-snRNP complex
Molecular function (GO): zinc ion binding; nucleic acid binding
Source: RefSeq, a predicted model, not a curated record